Salvelinus namaycush (lake trout) is the source of this 2696-nucleotide messenger RNA. RefSeq names its product guanine nucleotide-binding protein G(i) subunit alpha-2-like. The coding region runs from base 688 to 1755 and encodes 355 amino acids. The transcript is spliced from 9 exons. Gene Ontology annotation, cellular component: heterotrimeric G-protein complex. Lineage: Eukaryota; Metazoa; Chordata; Actinopteri; Salmoniformes; Salmonidae. Gene Ontology annotation, molecular function: G protein-coupled receptor binding; GTPase activity; G-protein beta/gamma-subunit complex binding. The record is from RefSeq and is a predicted model, not a curated record. Gene Ontology annotation, biological process: adenylate cyclase-modulating G protein-coupled receptor signaling pathway; gamma-aminobutyric acid signaling pathway.
CUUGGGAGGUGACUGAACUGUCUUCGGUUUGUUGGGCAGAGAGGAACUUCACAGCUGCUACGGGUGUGGUUUUUAACGUGAUAAAUCUUAAUGAAGAGAAUAGUGCAUAACAUCACUCACACACUGAACGACUAAAUUAUAACUCAGAGGAAGAGGACUAACAUAGCUCAGCGUCACAGUGGUUUAUUGAAUUUUGGUUCAUUGCAAAUUGGCAUCGGAAAUCGAUCUACUCCGCCGUCUUCACAGCUGGAAUACUUUUGCGGAGGUUCCGUGACCCUUUUUCUUGGUCUAAAACGUGAACUUAACUGAUUUUAUUGACGCGCCCUCAAAAUAAAUUGUUGUUACUCAAAGUUUGUGUCCUCGUAAUGACAAACAAAUGACAUUUUUGUGUCGGCUUGGAUAGAAUGUCACUUGAGUUUAAAAAAUAGGCCUUAAACUUGGCUUACAAACGAGGAAACAUCUGGAAUAGAAAAGUGAAUUCAUUUGGAUGCUGGUUUGUGGGUGAAUCAAACUUAUUUUCCAGUCGUAUUUCUCAAAGGGGAAGUUGCAUUUCUCAACCCCACAACACUGGACUGGGAACUAUUUAAAAAAAUAAACACUCACAGGAAUAGAGCCCUAAUUAGGCUACAUCAUUUUUGUGUGAUAUCGUCCCGAUAAACAGCAGUCCUGAAGCGUGCACUUGGAACCAUGGGGUGUACAGUGAGUCAGGAAGAUAAAGCCGCGGCCGAGAGGUCCAAAAUGAUUGACAAAAACCUUCGAGAAGAUGGAGAGAAGGCGGCGAGAGAAGUGAAACUGCUCCUUUUGGGUGCUGGAGAGUCAGGGAAGAGCACUAUUGUGAAACAGAUGAAGAUCAUCCAUGAGGAUGGCUACUCAGAAGAAGAGUGUAAACAGUACAGAGCUGUGGUCUACAGCAACACCAUCCAGUCAAUCAUGGCCAUCAUCAAGGCAAUGGCUAACCUCAAGAUCGACUACGAAGAGGCCGCUCGAGCGGAUGAUGCCCGCCAGCUGUUUGCCCUCUCAGGGGCUGCUGAGGAGCAGGGCAUCCUGCCAGACGACCUAUCGAACGCCAUGCAGAGGCUGUGGGGCGACGGAGGGGUGCAGGGCUGCUUUACGCGCGCCCGCGAGUACCAGCUCAACGACUCGGCUGCCUACUACCUGAAUGAUCUGGAGAGGAUAGCCAAAGCAGACUACAUCCCCACACAGCAGGACGUGCUGCGGACCAGAGUCAAGACCACCGGCAUCGUGGAGACACACUUCACCUUCAAAGACCUGCACUUUAAGAUGUUUGACGUGGGUGGCCAGCGUUCUGAGAGGAAGAAGUGGAUCCACUGCUUUGAGGGAGUCACAGCCAUCAUCUUCUGUGUGGCCAUGAGUGCCUAUGAUCUGGUGCUGGCUGAGGAUGAGGAGAUGAACCGUAUGCACGAGAGCAUGAAGUUAUUUGACUCCAUCUGCAACAACAAGUGGUUCACAGAGACCUCCAUCAUCCUGUUCCUCAACAAGAAGGAUUUGUUUGAGAAGAAGAUCACCCACAGUCCCCUGACCAUCUGCUUCCCAGAGUACUCUGGUCCCAACACAUUUGAAGAGGCACAGGCCUACAUCCAGACCAAGUUUGAGGACCUGAACAAGAAGAAGGACACCAAGGAGAUCUACAGCCACUUCACCCAAGCCACCGACACCAAGAACGUUCAGUUUGUCUUUGACGCCGUCACCGACGUCAUCAUCAAGAACAACCUGAAGGACUGUGGUCUCUUCUAGAGCGAAGCCUGAGGAAGAGUCAAGUCUUCCUUCAGAUUACUUGAACAGCUCUGAUGACCAGAAGGAAGGAUGGGGAAGACAGACUACACUGGCCAACCACGAUUUCUGCUUUUAUCUGCUUUUUUUUAAAGACACCUAAGAGACUGAGAACUCGGAGAGCCUUGCAGAAUUUCAAUGAUUGCUGAUCCAGUUGCUCGUAAUUGUUAACUCUUUCGGUUAAAACCAUGAAUCAAACAUUUAUUGUCUUUUUUGUUUUGUUUUUCUUUGUUUAUUUUCAAUUAUUAGAGGAGAAAAUUGAAAAGUUUUUAUUAAAUGCUUUCAUGUUACUUUACAAAAUCUGAUGUGCAAAUUCCAUUAAACUUUUAAUCACAUAAGGCAUAUUUUUUUAAAGAAGCACAGGCAUGAAUAGAGAAUAUGAAUCGAAAAAGGAAGUGCUUUUUUAAAUAAUGUUUACAUAUGUUCCUCAUUCAUAGCCAAACCGCAUAUUGUUCUUGCAUGACACAAGAUAUAUUAGCUCUGUAAUCUGCACAGAAUAUUUUAACAUUCCUUUAAGAAAAUAUAAAUAAAAAAAUAUAAAAAAGUAAAAUGAAAAAAAGCUUCACAACCAGGGGAAAGAAUAGCAAAAAUUCUAACUGAUAUUUAAAAUAUGUACUUAACAUUGUUAUUUUUUUAUAUUACCAUUUACAUGUCUUUUGCAAUAUGUUUGUUCCUACACUUCAGUUUACAACUGAUUCUUAGAUAUACUUUUAUCAGUACUGUUUGACCGACUGUAUGCAUACAUUUUUCUUCCAUGUUCGUCAAACCAUCUUAAGAAUAAAUAGUUCAUAAGGAAAUACAAAAUCUAAUUGAGAGAUAGGUUAGGGAUUUUGGUAAAUAUUAAAAUGUUUUAAAAGUCCUUAUAUGAUUAUUUAAUUUAAAUAAAAAUAGCACCUGACACACUU